AUGGGCUUCACGGCUGGUAUCUGUCUCCUCCUGGCUUUAGCCACGGCCACAGCCUCUCUGGCCACACAGGUUCACGCCGCCAGUCCCGUGGUAGAUCUGGGUUAUGCAAAGUACCAGGGACUUUACAACAGCACGUACGGUCUCAAUGUGUUCAAAGGGAUUCGAUAUGCAGCUCCCCCUGUGGGAAAUCUGCGAUGGCAAGCACCACAAGCGCCACGGGUAAACAAGACGUCUAUUCUCUCCGCUGUCGACCAACCUCCCCUUUGUCCUCAAUCCGGAGGCGCAAAGCUUCCAGAGGUCUACGGGUUUAAUUCCGCCCUGGGUGAUGAGGAUUGUCUAUUUCUGAAUGUGUAUUCUCGGCCAGGAGCAAAGGAUCUGCCCGUUCUACUUUGGAUCCAUGGCGGCGGAUAUGGUCUAUACGGGGCAAUCUAUGACCCUAGCGAGUGGAUGAAGACAAACCAGAAUGGUUUUGUAUCCGUCAUGAUCCAGUACAGACUGGGCGCCUUUGGCUUCUUGGCCUCGGAAGAUGUCCACGAGCACGGUGCUCUUAACGCCGGUCUAUUGGAUAUGCGUUUUGCUCUUGAAUGGACACAAAAACACAUCUCCAAAUUCGGCGGUGAUCCCUCCCGUGUCACGCUCGCGGGUGAAUCUUCUGGGGCCGGCGCCGUGAUGCUGCAAGCGAUGGCUUAUGGAGGCAGAGAGGAUGAUCUGUUCAACAAUAUCAUCGCCGCAAGCCCGUAUACCCCGACUCAGUACAAUUACGACGACUCGGUGCCCACCAAUCACUAUUACGAGUUCGCGGCACGGGCAGGAUGCUAUCAUGGAAUCCACACUACCGAUUCAGUCUUUGACUGCCUCGUGCGUGCAUACACGGAUACAUUGCAAUAUGCCAAUGGAAAUAUCUCCACGUCGGGUGCCUGGGGCACGUUUGCGUUCUUGCCCGUCACCGACGGUGAUUUCAUUCGGGGGCUUCCAUCCAAGCAACUCCUUCAUAAGAAGAUUAGUGGCAAGCGCAUAUUGUCAGGUAACAAUGCCAAUGACGGCGUGCCGUUGAGUCCUCCAAUUAUAACCACUGACGGGGAUUUUUGGAAAUAUGUCAAAUCGACAUUUCCUCUAUUCACCCACUCCGACUACCUCGGGCUUCUUGACGCAUAUCGAUCAUGGACCCCUUCAGAAAGUGCCAUUCCCCUCUACGACACUCUCGGUGACCGCGGCCCAACCGCCUUAAAUCAGUCAGAGUUCGCAAACGGUCUGCAGCAGACAGUCUUCAACAUAUUCGCCGAAACAACCUUCGAUUGUCCCUCGUACUGGUUAGCGGACGCUUUCUCGGGACACCAUGGGAAAGAAAGCUGGAAAUACCAGUACUCCGUUACACCAGCGUACCACGGCUCAGACUUGACGGCGUACUUUUCCGUCGGCGAGAGACUGCCAACUCGUGGGUUCAGGCACGCAUUCCAGAAGAUCUUGGGUAAUUUCAUUAUCAAUGACACCCCCGUUAUUUCCAUCGUGGAUGCUAUGGGCGGUGCAAGCAAUGCCACUGUUCCUCGCGGCGCAGAUGGGAAUGUUUCUUGGCCGAGGUGGCACGAGUCUGCGCCCGUGUUGAUGAACCUGAACACCACGGGUGGGACGCUUGUCCGGGACACCGUGACUGAUCAUCUGGCUUACUGGCUCCGGGAGGACCCUGGAGUCACGAAUGAAUUUCGUCUGGCUGAUGCAGCCAGCUGGGAAGGUGGACGCAGGAAGAGAUGUGAUUUCUGGCGGAGUGUUGGUCCACGAGUGCCUCAAUAA
Molecule: messenger RNA, 1788 nt
Organism: Penicillium cinerascens
Lineage: Eukaryota; Fungi; Ascomycota; Eurotiomycetes; Eurotiales; Aspergillaceae
Product: putative carboxylesterase
Exons: 5
Coding region: 1-1788 (595 amino acids)
Source: RefSeq, a predicted model, not a curated record